This is a messenger RNA of Anthostomella pinea, 3267 nucleotides long. Lineage: Eukaryota; Fungi; Ascomycota; Sordariomycetes; Xylariales; Xylariaceae. The record is from the annotation of a GenBank genome assembly.
AUGGCACAUCACCCGGAGCUGAAGAGAUUGAAGAGAAAGUACGAGAAAUAUGAUCUCGAGCGAUUCGACCACUUUCCCUCCACGCAAGCUUCAGUCGGAGGAGGAACAGUUGGAAAGGUCCAAGUCGACUGUCGAUUUCUCUUCAAAAAGUCGCGUUGGGGCGUGCUUGGGGAACCGAGUAGCCCCGCGGGCAUCAUAUACAUGGACUUGAACUUCAGUCAGCCAAAAGACUGCCGCCUUAAGAGUGCUACGGUCACAGUGACUCUCAAUGAUGAGUCGCCCAUGCUAGGCCAACACUCAAGAAGGACUCCCCGCGAUGUGGCGCCCCCUCCGCCGCCUUCGCCGCCCAUGCUAAGCCGACAUAGAAAGACUCCCCGCGAUGUAGAGCCGCCUUUGUCGCCUUCGCCGCCGGAUUUGAGGGAGCUCCAGCACUAUCCAUGGAAGACAGUCCCGGAAGAGCAUCCAGUGCAGCUAACACCAUGGUUCGGUCCUCACCAUUUAGCCGGGCAGCCUCAGCACAUGUCGAAAGUGAAGAGGUACCAUCUCAGGCCGCACGUCGAGGUAGGGGGUCUUAUGGGAUUCGGGGGGAUUGGUACAGACUCAGAAAAGACCUUCGCCCAAGAAAGUCGCUGGACGUUUGCUGGGCAGCUGUUACCGGGAAAGAGAACUUGUGCAUACAAAGUCCUCGAAUGGGAACUCACCGAGAAUGUUCUCGAGCAACAGUCCAUACGGAGCAAUGUCAUCCACACGGCUUUCUCAUUCCAGCAUAGCGGUGAGCCAGUCUACAUGCGAGUCGAAGUCAGCGGCAAGCUCGAAAGCUUGAACGACAGAUUCAAGCACAAGUUGAGCAGAUUCCCGACGAACCGGAACAAAGAUGAGCGUUGUGUCACGACGCUCAUCAACUUCGGUGACUGCCAUCGAUUUCGACAGCCGCUGGACGAGUUGGCCCAAGGCCUGGCUCUUGCCAUGCAGGAAGAAAACCUGAGAGAAGUGCCUAUCGUGGUGCCCAACCCUCAGAUAGCAUCGUUCAAGGAGGAGAACACGGCAGCCGGAAGGCUCCCAACCGAUGCUGCUGGUCGCACCCCACAACAUCAACAAGGUGCCAUCGAUGACCAGAACCAACACCUUCUGGAACAACAAUCGUCGAUGCUACAAUCAAUACUGGGUGGUGUUAUCGAGGAGGACGUGGCUUCGUCACAUAGCGACCCCACAGAGCCUACUGAAGCGAAUCUCGCCAACGCUUUGGUCUCCCUUGAAGCCAUCUCAGCCUUACGAGGUCGGCCUUUGCCAUCGACUGAUAGCGGAAGGCACACGAGUGUUACUGGUACGACAUUUCGAGCAGCAACGGACGCCCCGGCGCCUUCGAGCACAUCCUUGGGGGCAUUCUCAUCGGCCGAGCAUGAACCCGGAGGAAGUGGCCAGAUAACAUCGAAGCCACCUGCAGAUCUCGAUGCUAUGAGGUUGAUGGAAAUCUCCGGGCUCCUGAAAACGUACGAGCUCAAGGAGCCGACAUUCGUGGGAAUAACCACAGGCAGUCAAGAGAGCGUGAGGAGGUGGAGAACAAGGGUCGACGUGAAGGUGAAAGACAUCGAGUUCAAGAUUCGUCCUCUGGGCUUGGCCGGAGCCAUGCAUGAUUUGCCACUGGGCGUUGAACCGACGGAGCUUGAUCAAGUGACGACACUACCAAAUGGCGUUCGCGUCGCGUCUGAGGCCCUCCCUGGCUCCUUUUCCGGCGUGGGGGUCUACAUAGAGGCCGGGUCAAGAUUCGAGAAUGCCCAUCUGAGUGGUGUGAGCCACAUCGUCGACCGCCUCGCCUUCCAGUCGACCACCAACAAGAGCGGUGAAGAACUGCAGGAGACGGUGGAAUCUCUCGGGGGUAACAUUCAGUGUGUUUCCUCCAGAGAGUCCAUGAUGUACCAGGCGGCAACCUUCAACUCUGCCAUUCCGACCGCAACCGAGCUUCUCGCAAACACGAUCCAGAAUGCCCAGAUCACCGACGAGGAAGUUGCGCAGGAGCUUAUCACGGCCGAAUACGAGAUCAACGAGAUAUGGAAGAAGCCGGAGUUGAUACUGCCCGAGUUGGUGCACAUGGCCGCGUUCAAGGACAACACACUGGGCAACCCACUGCUGUGUCCGAUGGAGCGCAUAACACAGAUCGACAAGUCGGUUGUGAGAAGCUAUAGAGAUGCAUUCUACCGUCCAGAGAGGACGGUAGUUGCUUUUGCCGGAGUCGCUCAUGCUGACGCUGUGCGGCUGGCGACAGAGUUCUUUGGGGACAUGAAAAGCUCAGGACAAGCAUUGUUAUCAAGAUCGGGUUCAGAGACCUCCAUUGACUCGCUGUCAAGCGCAAGCGAGUCGUCCUCCUCUUCGGAGUCCUCAACAUCCGCAUCGAUCACCUCGUCCCAGCAAUCUCCGAGUCUGUUAUCCAAGAUACCCCUUUUCAAGAACCUCUCUACUUCGGCAAGCAACAACGCCGCAGUCCUAAGUUCAUCUGCUUUACAACCAACAUUAGAAGACAUGUCUGCCCCGGCACACUACACUGGCGGAUUCGUCGCACUCCCUACUCAACCACAAUCUCCAAACCCCUUACAACCGAAUUUCACCCACAUACAUCUCGCUUUCGAGGGACUACCCAUCGCCUCCGAUGACAUAUAUGCCCUCGCCACGCUGAACACUCUGCUUGGUGGCGGUGGUUCCUUCUCUGCGGGUGGCCCUGGCAAGGGUAUGUACUCACGGCUAUACACCAACGUGCUGAAUCAGCACGCAUGGGUUGAGUCUUGUAUUGCCUUCAACCACUCUUACACAGAUUCCGGUCUCUUUGGGAUCUCCGGUUUGUGUAUACCCGGCCGCACCCAACACAUGUUGGAUGUCAUGUGCCAGGAACUACGGGCACUCACAUUAGAUACUGGAUUUGCAGCGCUCGGCGAAGCAGAGGUACAACGUGCCAAGAACCAGCUGCGAUCGAGCUUGCUCAUGAACCUGGAGAGCCGAAUGGUCGAACUGGAGGACUUAGGAAGGCAAGUCCAGGUACAUGGCCGGAAGGUGCCAGUCCACGAGAUGUGCCGGAAGAUCGAAAACCUGACGGUCAAGGACUUGCGCCGCGUAGCCAAGCAGGUUGUCGGCGGUCUAGUGCAAAACAAUGGCAAGGGGAGCGGCGCGCCCACUGUUGUGUUGCAAGAGGCUGACGCACCUGGUGUCUCGGCGAAGCAGAUGACCUGGGAGGAGAUCCAGGAUAGGAUAUACAGGUGGGGACUUGGCAAACGGUGA